Ciona intestinalis (vase tunicate) is the source of this 1679-nucleotide messenger RNA. NCBI's taxonomy places the organism in Eukaryota, Metazoa, Chordata, Ascidiacea, Phlebobranchia, Cionidae. The record is from RefSeq and is a predicted model, not a curated record.
UAUAUUUUAUAUCUGCGCAGGUAUUUCGACCAGUAUAGGAUAGUUUGACAUAACAUGGCAAUAAGACAACAUAAGGUACGGGGAAUUCUGCUUCUAUGGACAUUUAUACUGGGCGGGGUUUGGUCCAUUCAUUUCUGCAACAUAACAAUUAGUACAGUAAGAAUACGUUUAAUGUCCAUCUCCGCUACCACCGCCCCCACAACAACAACAAAAGCUAACCAUACAAACAAUACUCAAUCACAAACCACUCAAGUUAUCCCAAAGGACAAACGAGACUUUAGGUUUAUAUUGGAGCCAUGGAAAGUUAAACUAAGAGUUUGUGAUGAGGAUCCGUGCGUCAAAGCAAAAGAAAUCCAAUGGCGAAUGGUUAUUUUCGUAAAAUCUGCUUUUGUAAAUUUCUUUCGCCGAGAAUUACUCCGCCGCACGUGGGCGUCGUUGAGCUACGUAGACCGUGGUAGGUUCGACACAGUAUUCGUAAUAGCGGGCGUGCCCAACCGUAAGAGAUACAACUUAUUAAAGGAAGAACAUUCAAGAUACGGUGACAUCUUGUAUUUCGAUGAAUCUGACGAUUACAAUUAUGUAUCCUUGAAAACACUUGCGGGGAUGAGAUGGGCAGCGUCUAACUUGCAAGCGAACGAGUUUUACGCUUCUGCUGACGACGACUUCAUGAUUAAAAUGGAUUUAUUUGCUGAGAACAUUAACCACCAUAUUAAUCAAGUGAACGAACUAGGAUGGCCAGAGUUUCCCAUAAUAUGCGGUUUUAAACUUGGGGUAGCGGAAACACCAAACAGGAAGGGCAAAUGGACGGUGACUAAGGAUAAUUAUAGAUGGGAUUUCUAUCCGCCUUAUUGCCAUGGAGGGUUGUACGCAACGUCGGUGCAUUUGGUUCAGCAGUUAUAUAAUGAGUCUUUAUCUGACCCCUUGUUCAGUUUGGACGACGUUUGGAUAACUGGGAUAAUACGACGCAGAUUAGGGAUGCCAGAUGAAAUGCUGAUUAAACCGAAGCCUUAUUUUGGCCAGCAUUUAAACAACUAUGCAAAAGUUGAAAAAAGCUCAAACAUUCGUGACUUUAUGCGAAAGGAAUGGGUUGAAUUAUAUCAGCAACUUAGUGAUAACGAUAUUUGUCGCUAUCAGGCUAAUAUUAACAUUACUAAUGUAAACCUUACGUAAAGUUAACAACAUACCGAUGAUGGUUGAAUUAGAAAAUUACUAACAGUGAUACAUAGGCUUAAUAACUGUAGGAGCAACGGCGUAGCCAGCCUAAAAUUUUGGUGGGGGCCAAAUGUUUUACGGUUGUAUUUUGAGUUUGAAAAACAUUCUAAUUACAACACAAAACACGGGAAGGCGUACUAUGAAUGGCAUUUAUUUUUCACAAUUACGCCGCAUGAAAACGCAACUAUCUACAACUACAUUGAAAACUCCAUUCGUUGCCUACCACCAGCCAUUUUUGUCACGAAAUUUGAGAUUUGUUUUUCUUAGCUAGCAGGUAGACUGUUUAUUACGAAAUAGUAUGGAUUCACACGUGAGUUCAUCCAUCAUAAUAGCGAUUGUUUGACCUGGCAACUAAUUACGACAUAAUAGCAUUUCACACGGCGAUUAUUUGCGUUAUAAUAGGGAUUGGCACCUCAUCAUUUAGCAUGUGUAAGAAAUUUAAAAACGGGCUUAAAUGUUUUCUUUUU